Oncorhynchus tshawytscha (Chinook salmon) is the source of this 2612-nucleotide messenger RNA. Its product is annotated as prolyl 3-hydroxylase family member 4 (inactive). Gene Ontology annotation, biological process: peptidyl-lysine hydroxylation; collagen fibril organization. Bases 1041 to 1901 code for a protein of 286 amino acids. Gene Ontology annotation, molecular function: protein binding; collagen binding. NCBI's taxonomy places the organism in Eukaryota, Metazoa, Chordata, Actinopteri, Salmoniformes, Salmonidae. The transcript is spliced from 7 exons. The record is from RefSeq and is a predicted model, not a curated record. Gene Ontology annotation, cellular component: endoplasmic reticulum.
AACUAUGAGCAAAUAAACGGUCAAAAAUAAUUCCCAGCUGCGCCUGAAUCUACGAGCGCCUUAUGCUGGGAAUGCGAGGAAAACUCAGGAAAAUUAAUAAACACAUACAUGUGAGCAGCACGGGGCUCUGGGUGAGCCUGGUGCCGACACACCUGGGGUGACACAAUAGUGCCCUGCCUGCUGCCUCGACUCCCUGAGGAACCCCCCCAGCACCGACCAGCAUUAUGCCCUCUGCGGCCACAGAUGUUGCAGGGAAUGGCCCCUCCUCCGGUCGCCCUAAGUGCAGCACCUCCCAGCUCCAUGGGCGUCGGAGCGGAGGUGCUGGGGGAUGGAACUGACAGGUCCCAAUCCGGAUGUCCGCGGGCAGUCAGCAGCUUGUCCAGCUGGAUGGACAGGUCCACCAGCUCGUCCAAUGUGAGGGUGGUGUCUCGGCAGGCCAACUCCCGACGGACAUCCUCGCGCAGACUGCACCUGUAGUGAUCGAUCAGGGCCCUGUCGCUCCAUCCCCGCGCUUGCGGCCAGAGUCCGGAAGUCCAAGGCUAAAUCCUGCGCACUCCUCGUCCCCUGCCUUAGGUGGAACAGACGUUCACCCACCGCUUGACCCUCAGGCGUGUGGUCGAACACUGCCCGAAAGUGGUGGGUGAACUCUGCGUAACGGUCCAACGCCGCGUCUCCUUCACUCCAUACGGCGUUGGUAUACUCCAGGGCUUUGCCUGAGAGGCAGGAGACGAGGGCGGACACACUCUCAUGCCCCGAAGGAGCCGGGUGGACGGUAGCCAGGUAGAGCUCCAGCUGUAGUAGAAAUCUCUGUUAUCCGGCAGCCGUCAUUAUACUCCCUCUGGAGCGUGAGUCGAAUACCGCUGGGACCAGGUGAAAGAGGGGUGGACAGUGGGACCUGUUGUAGUGGAGCUGGUGGAGGCACUGAAAAACCUCCUCCUCUCUCCUAACGAUCCAUAGUCUGCAGCAUGCGAUCCAUGGCUGUGCCUAGACAUUGCAACAUGGUUGUGUGCUGCUGAACGCACUCCUCCACUGCAACUGGGAUGGCGUCUGCUCCUGCUGACUCCAUUCUUGAGUUAAACAACAUAGAGAGGGCCGUGUCAGCGGCCCACACGUUCCUCCAGAAGAACCCAGAAGACCCUUUUAUCUCCAAGAACAUGAACUACUACAAGACGCUGUUUGAGCUGGACGAGUACCUCAUCGACCACGAGGAGCGUCCCUACGAGCCUGUGUUCCUGAAGGCUGUGAAACUGUAUAACUCUGGAGAUUUCAGUGCCAGUGCUCGGGACAUGGAGCAGGCCACUACGGAGUACCUCAAAAUGUACGACCUCUGCCUGGCAGGCUGCGAAGGGUCAUAUGAGGUCACAGAGUACAAAGACUUCUACCCUACACUGGCAGAUCUCUACACAGAAGUUCUGAAGUGUAAAGUGAAGUGUGAGGAGAACCUGAUGCCCAACGUCGGUGGUUUCUUCGUGGAAAAGUUUGUGGCUACCAUGUACCACUACCUCCAGUUUGCCUACUAUAAACUGAACGACGUGCGUAACGCGGCUCCGUGUGCGGCCAGCUACAUGCUGUUUGACGCUAACGACCAGGUGAUGCAGCAGAACAUGGUGUACUACCGCUUCUACCGAGAACAGUGGGGCCUGGAGGUGACACACUUCCUGCCUCGCCCGGAGGCACUGAGGUACUUUAACCAAACGACCAAGCAGAGGGAAAUGCUGGAGUUUGCACUGAACUACCUACAGACAGAUGAUGAGGGUGUGGUGAGUCCAGAGGAGGUGGCUGCUCCCUCGGCCCCCCCUGACGCUGAGUUUGAGGGGAUAGGAGAUUACGAGGAGUCCUUCGUAGCAGACUGGUGGCAGGAACCCAAAACCAAGGGGGACGCUGGGGAACCUGCAGCCUGACCCCAAACACCAACUCCACCAUGGACACCACCCCUCCCCCAAGCAGAACACUUCUCAAAUCCCCUCUCAAAGAAUAUGGACAGCCCUGCAGAGCCAGACCCCGUCCAGAAAUGCCAGGAUACGAUAUUUAGUACACCCCACACAUUAAAUUGUUCCAUGGUGUAUAUAUACAAACACACACAGACACAUCAUUUCAGAGCUUAAGGAACACAAAAGGGAGAAUUUACAUUGCCAGUUGCACACAGUUCCACCAUUAGCAAGAUCACACAAACACCCACACAGGACAUAUUGAAGGUCAGAGCUGUCCAUGUCUGAACGGAACCUAAAUUGUGCAUCUGUUUUGGCAUAUGGAGAGGGAAAAGAAAGGGAAAGGGGGGAUGCCUAGUCAGUUGUACAACUGAAUGCCUUCAACUGAAAUGUGUCUUCCGCAUUUAACCCAACCCCUCGAAAGGUGUAUUGUAAUUGUUAAUACUGUAUGACUGUUAUUGUUGUUGUUACAUUUCUUAUUUAAUGAAAUGAUUUGCCUUUGUGCCAUAGCCCUGGUAGUAUGGCACUGAUCUAUGCCUUCUGUCAAUAUCUAGGAUGUUUGAUGUUGAAUUCUGACCUAUAGGAGGUGUAUUUUGUCUGUCCAGCGGUAAGAUACAAAUCCACACAAAAUGCUAAGUGAACAACAGCAGAAGGUGUGGAAUAAAGUGACGUAUUAUUUUACUA